AUGCGACAGAUUGUCAAUUCACCCCGUAUUCAUUCCGAUCGGGCUGCCAUGAUAGCAUCCGAAAGCGAUUCGCCAACAGCCUCGCACCAGCAAAGCGCCCCAGAUGCCCCUACAUCAGAAGAACCGUCAGCGAAAUUCACGCCUCUCGCAUCCGAAGAGGCAGCUGCUCGCAAAGCCCGUAUGAAUGCCGAUCUCAUCGACGCCUUCAAAACCCCUUGUCCGCCUGGUACAACUCCAUACGUAACAGGCAUCGGUCUAUACACCCACGUCGAGGGUCCGCCCCGGGCUCCCCUAUAUCAUGGCGAGAAGCCGCAACCGCAGCAAGAGUUCUUUCCCGUGCGGAUACCAAAGCAUAGCGGAAGCCGCAUCUCACAGCUGGACGAACUAGUUGGAAAGCUAUGGGAGCAACUUGAAAAGGCUGUUGAAGAAGAGGAAGAGAUUGUUGGCAAGACUGAGCUUGGGCUUAAGGAGCUCAAGAAACGAUACGGAGGGCUCGAUCCUCCAAAGAACUCGCGGCCACCAGUACAGUACAUUCAGCAGCAGCAUGAUGGGUUACAGAAAGACACAGCGGCUCAAGGCGGUACAACGGCAGGUGCGGGGAAUAUGAAUCCACCGCUAUAUGGGCGUAUCCAAUCGCUAGCAGGAGGAGUGGCCAGUCUCGCAGUGAGAGAUGAGGAUGUGAGCAUGGGAGGCGCUGAGGUAGAGCGAGGCAGGCCCCAGACUACUCACUCCACUACGGCCUUUUACGGUCCAGAUCCGCGCAGACAAAACCGUUAG
Messenger RNA from Alternaria postmessia, 777 nucleotides. RefSeq lists its product as uncharacterized. The coding region runs from base 1 to 777 and encodes 258 amino acids. Lineage: Eukaryota; Fungi; Ascomycota; Dothideomycetes; Pleosporales; Pleosporaceae. The transcript has a single exon. The record is from RefSeq and is a predicted model, not a curated record.